GGCGCAAUUGUCUUUGCCCUAUUCAUGCUCCUCGUGGACAGUGCCUUUGCCAUCCUCUCCCUUCUCCUUGGCUUCAUCUACCCGGCCUACAAGUCUUUCAAGGCAAUUGAGAGCCAGGAAAAGUCGGAUGAUACCCAGUGGCUCAUUUACUGGACCGUCUUUGCCUUCUUCUGUGUUCUGGAGAUCUUCACUGACUUUAUCCUUUUCUGGUUCCCCUUUUACUACGUCUUCAAGCUCGGCUUCCUGGCCUGGUGCAUGUAUCCCGACCGCCGCAUGAAUGGCUCCAUCAUUGUCUACAACAGCGUGAUCAAGAAAUUUCUGCUCCAGCACGAGUCGGUACGCCCAUCGCUCCAAGAACCCGCAUGUUUUCUUGCGCUCAAGCGGGUCGAUGCAGUCAUUCCUGUCCGACACCGACGCCUCACAUGUGGCUACCCGGUUUGCAGGUGA
Molecule: messenger RNA, 447 nt
Organism: Monosiga brevicollis MX1
Lineage: Eukaryota; Choanoflagellata; Craspedida; Salpingoecidae
Exons: 3
Source: RefSeq, a predicted model, not a curated record